Messenger RNA from Suillus paluster, 931 nucleotides. RefSeq lists its product as uncharacterized. The record is from RefSeq and is a predicted model, not a curated record. The transcript is spliced from 5 exons. NCBI's taxonomy places the organism in Eukaryota, Fungi, Basidiomycota, Agaricomycetes, Boletales, Suillaceae. Bases 244 to 822 code for a protein of 192 amino acids.
GAGGUAUUACCCGUUGUACUUACAAUGUCGAUGUCUCUUCCGCCUUCGAAGAACGGAUCUCGCAGUGGACUCUCCAUGUUAGUUCCCAAAAUUUUGGGCAAGAUGUUCAAUCGUUCCACUUGAAACGUUCGACAGCCUCCAAACACUGAACCUGCAGCUGCAAGUUCCAGUGCACAGGAUUUGCUACCCGUUCAGACAACCUAGGUAUAUGCCAUUCUUGACAUGGUUCAUGAUUGCUACUAAAUGCCGCAGGGUCCUUCACCAUUCACUGCUCACACUACCGAACCAAAACCCGACCAGCCUUCCAAUUCAAGCAAUGGAAAGAUAAAACUGUUGUAUUUGGAAACGCUCUUGUCUCUACUAAGUUCUGUCAUCAGGCCGAACAACUUGACCCAAGAUUGGUCAAUGAAAGAAUCGCCGAUGCCACCAAAGUUCUCCGCGAUUCUUGGACCCUUGAAGGCGUUCAACUCCGUUGCUAACGGGCUUGCAGAUGUCCAUCCUUAUGCAAAUGUGGCAUUGAUUAUAUUUACCUGCGCGUCUAAGGCAGACCGCGAUAAUGAUGUCUCUCAUUUGCUCCCGAAGAUGUCUGAAGUCUAUCCUUUCAUCGCGGAAGAGGAGGCGUUGGGCAACAUUCCAUCCAUGCCAGCAAUAUAUGGGAAGGGAGCGAGACAAACGCUAGAGUACGCCGAUUUCAUCGCUCAUAACUCUGAGACUGUGAGAUCCUACUACUGCGCCAACGAAGAGAUAACGAGGAGUGAGGAUCAAGUUGCCGUCAACAUCACGUGGAACAGAACAUCUCAGAACUGUGUCACUUCCUCGUGAUAAUAGGGUACAUGAAACUCGAAUCAUUCCUUCUUGUGAACCGCGGCAGGCUUCAUUUGGCUUCAUCUUUUGUGCCUAUAAAUACAGCUCAAGCGAGCAUAAUGACUUG